UCUGGUAGGACGUAGAGGAGGAAGGAAAGUCACUACGCUCUAUACGUGCACCGAUGUGACGUCGGAAGAUGUUUCUGCUCAUGCUCGCAAGGACAGGAGGAGAUCAGAACAGACUGCAGCUGAUAGAUGUGUUGUAGUGAUGUAAUGUUGCCUGUUUGGUGACUACGGAUGGCUGUUUGUGCCAGGCUCUGCGGAGUGGGUCAGUCGCGAAGGUGCCGGAGGCGACAGCGGCAUAAUCAGCAGGAUCAGGGCAGCGAUUCCGACAUGGACGAGGAAGAAGGGGAGCGGAUCGUGGGCAAGAGGCAAGGCGACGUCUGCGGCGGCGGAGGCCCGGAGAGUGGCGUCGCCACUGCAGGGCCGAGUGACGCUUGUGAAUAUGGCAGCGGUCAUCAUGUCAACAGAGGAGGCUCGCUGAACCGCACGAGCACGGGACCUCCGCACCCGCAAACCUUAGCGGAACUACCCCCGGAGCUUUUAGUAGAAAUAUUCUCCUUGCUCCCCGGAACAGCGCUACCAAAUGUGGCCCUCAUCUGCAAGAAAUUCAGACAAAUCCUCAGUACUGAAACCAUCUGGAGAAGGCGGUGCAUUGAAGAGUUUGGUAUGAAGGAGGAUCUGAGGAAGAUGGAAGUGGGAGGUGUAUCUAGCCGAGAGCUCUAUGUUAAACGUGUCAACCCACGGGUGAAGUCUGGGCGCUUUGUGAAGCUCCUCCCUGACUACAAGCACAUGGACUAUAGAGAUGUGUACACACACUUGCUUCACCCAUACAGACAUAUUUUGGGUUUAUGGCAGCCUGAUAUAGGCCCUUAUGGCGGAUUGCUCAAUGUUGUGGUGGAUGGGUUAUUCAUCAUUGGCUGGAUGUAUUUGCCACCUCAUGACCCCCGUGUGGAGGAUCCAAUGAGAAGACGGCCGCUCUUCCGUAUCCACAUGUGGGAGACCAAAAAGGCCUCUGUGGAGUGUAUGUACGGACACAAGGGCCCCCACAAAGGAGACAUACAGACCGUCAAGAAGGAUGAAUUUUCAACUAAAUGUAACCAGACGGAUCAUCACCGCAUGCCAGGAGGCAGACAGGAGGAGUUCAGGACAUGGCUGGAGGAAGAAUGGGGUCGGACACUGGAAGAAAUCUUCCAUGAGCACAUGCAGGAACUCAUCCUGAUGAAGUUCAUUUAUACCAGUCAAUAUGAUAACUGCUUGACAUACCGGAGGAUCUAUCUUCCUCCUACAUUGCCCUCGGACCUGCUGCAGCCAGGCCUCUUUAAAGGCACCUAUGGCAGUCACGGCUUGGAGAUUGUCAUGCUCAGUUUCCACGGGACGUCUGCAAGAGCCACCAAGCUCACUGGAGACCCCAACGUUCCUGCAGGGCAACUCACUUUGGAUGUUGACCUGAGCCGGCCCGUGGUCCUCCCAGACUUGGAGCACCAGCGCAAAAUAGAGGAACUGUCUCGGCUUGUACUGGGGGUACACGAGGAAGUGCAGAGGGAAGUUGAACAACGGGCUAAGGACAGCUCUGCCACAGUCAAUGGUGCAGCAGAGGGGGCCUGUGGUGGUGCCAGCGGAGCGGAAGGGAUGGACAUAGACCAUGGUGCCUGCUCAGACAGCUGUGAGCCUGGCCCCAGCAGCAGCAGCAGCAGCAGCAGUCCUCCUGAGGCCCAGCCAUUCGUCCUGCCCCUGGGGGUUAUGGCUCGUAACGAAGUGUACCCUCGCACCUGCAGGAAAUGCUUCUAUGGGACAGGCCUGAUCGCUGGGCAUGGCUUCACAAGUCCAGAGCGCACCCCGGGGCUUUUUGUGCUGUUUGAUGAGGACCGUUUUGGUUUCAUCUGGCUGGAGUUGAAGUCUUUCAGUCUGUACAGUCGCCUGACGGACCAUCUAGCCCACGCUCACGCCCCAAACAUGGAGCGAUUUGAGGCCAUGCUGCGCAACAUGCAGUCCUGGACAUCCUGAUGCACCAAGCUUUAAGUCUCCUUCCACAAUACAAUGCAUAACAAAAACCAUUACACACGAAUCACCUCUGUCCUCCGCCGGCAACAAUAGUAUCAUGAUAGAUCAUGACCUUAACUCUUGAGGGUUCUGUCUGUAUGUGUUUCACAAACAUUGGGUUUUACUGUCUAAUUAAGCUAGCUAUAUCACCCUGACCUAGCACUCCCGCACUCCUGUUCCCAGACAAGCACUUUUAAAAGGUCUCAUGAGGCAAUGUUUAUCACCUCACCUCUGUAGAACCUUAAUCCUCCAGUGCAGCAUGAUAACAAGUCGCAAGUUCUUAAUUUAUUUAUUUAUUACCCGCAGGAGAAAAAGGUAUGAUAUUUCAUACCGCUUAUUAUGGAUCAAACUGUAUGUGCCUCUGAUUCGAAAACCAUGUCUGUACUCGGUAGUGCUUGAAGAAGGUGUCCAAUGUAUUCUGCUAUAUAGUAUUAUAAUAAUGUCAGUGCCCAACAUAUUAUAACUGCAUGCUGCGUUUUAUUUAGAUCUUAUCAUACGAUACACUCAUAAUCAUUAUCUGAUCAUGAUGUUUUUCUUUCAUGAAGCAGCAUGCCUUACUUUUUAUUUUCUAUUAAUUUAUUAUUAUUAUUACUAUUAUUAUUAUUAUUUUUGCUUUUGAGACAUCAGAAUUUAGAAAAAUACAGCAUCUCAGGUGUUUUUCUCUUUGCCACAAGUCAGUUAAAACCAGGACGAAAGUAUUUAUGUGUAUAACAAAAAUGUAUGACGUUACAUUCAUUUUUUUAAUUUGUCCAAUAGAAAUACUGAGUGGGUUUUACAACCGGGCAAUUUUCUAAACAUUGGCGAGAGACGACUUGCUGUCUUAUCAUGCACCGUAGCUUCAUAAGCCAGUGUUAGGCAGACUGAUAUGUUUUUGUCCUUUGAACUUUAGCGAUAUCUUUUUCAGUGAUAUGCUUUGGCUCAUGGUCUUACAUCAAACAUACUUUUAAUCUCACAACACCACCACAAAAUAUUAUGUAAGUUGGAAAGAUGUAUUGCAAUAGAAUAGCAUAAUCUAUACAUAAACUGGAUUUAAUCAAAGUAUCAAAAUUAUACAGUUUAUGUGCUUAUAUAAUUAUGGUCUGAAACAGAAACUUGUCUUACCUUUGAAAUGUAUUGCAUUUGUUGUGUUUAAAUGGCUGUCACAGUGUUUGCCUGGCUUCAUGCCUGCAAAGUUAUUCCCUCCACUUUUCCAAUUUAUUUCAAACCUGAGACCAGGCUUGCUGAACAUUACACAAACUAACAGCUCAAAGUGCAUCUCCAAGUACCAAGUAAGUGUCUGUAUGUCUCAUUAUGGCCUGAUGGUGAUGCCCAGUAGCUUUCUUACUCCAAGUGCACUUGUCUGGGCAAAAUAGUGAAUCAUUCAAAACCACUGGCCAGCACUUUUAUAUCAGACUGCAGCUUUACUAAAAAUUGCAAAAAAAAAAAAAAAAAA
Molecule: messenger RNA, 3406 nt
Organism: Seriola dumerili (greater amberjack)
Lineage: Eukaryota; Metazoa; Chordata; Actinopteri; Carangiformes; Carangidae
Gene: fbxo31
Product: F-box protein 31
Exons: 10
Coding region: 169-1938 (589 amino acids)
Molecular function (GO): protein binding
Source: RefSeq, a predicted model, not a curated record